AGGAGGAGGAGGAGGCUGUGGCGCUGGCGGCUCCCGCGGCCUGAACUCUGCGCUAUCCCCGUCCCUCCCGCAGGGCCUCCGGCGUUUGGCUCCGGAGAGAAGGGCGUGGAAGCAGCCCCAGCCCGGUCGCUGCGGUAGCGGCGUCAGGUGAGUGCGGGAGCCGCGGAGCGCGAGCGCCAAACUGCGUGGCCCUCCGCGUCCCGGGAAGGAAGGGACGAGGAAGACUUGCCCAGGAGCCGCCGGAGCAGAGGGGCGCCGCGCGGCGCAGCCCCGAGUCACCGCUCUUGAGUCGCGCCAAACGUGGGGCAUGCAGGCGACACCCCCCCGCGUCGGGCUGCCCCUUAGGAGCGCGCCGAGCGCUCACUCGCGUCCGGACCGGGGCGGGAGAGAGUGCGGAGCGGGGAGCGAGCCCGGCCCCGCGAGCGGCAAGGGCGGCUACGACUUCAGGCGGGUGGCGAUUCGGCGGAAGUCCAAUGUCUCCUACCUGCUGCAUGGGACCCCCAGACCCUGGAGUCGGCCCUCGCUGCACCCGGGAUGGGCCGAGCCGGCCGCCUUCAGGAUCCAGCCGCCCGCGGGCACCCCAGGCAGCAGUACAUGUCCAAAGAUCACUAUCGUUCCACCCUUUUUGAAAAGCAGCACAACCACACUGAUUGAUCAGAAUGUAUCUGAUGAAGAGGCUCAGGGAAUAAAUGGAAAAACGCCAGCAAAACACUCAGCUGCAAGUCCAAAGCCACAAGUGCCUCCAAAGCCAUUACAUCUGCAGAAUUCACCUUUGUCCAGUAUACACCCAGCCCCUAAGCAUAAAGCUUUAUCUAGUGCAGCACCCAGGAUGGAGGAAGUUAAACCUGCCUCUGCUUCUUGUGUCUCAAAGGAAAAAUCCAGUAAAAUAUCAGAUCUCAUCAGUCGCUUUGAAGGAGGCAGCACAUUAUCAAGUUACGGCGAUUUGAAGAAAAAUUCAGCUGGGAACCUAAACGCUCCUAGAACCGCGGGAAGGCAUGGAUUGACAACCGCACCUCAGCAAAAGCUCCCCUCCCAGCACCCACCACCGAAGCAGGGACAUGAUCUAGAGCCAACUCAGGGUGUACAAACGUGUGUGGCUAACGGUGUGAUGGAGGCACAAAACCAGGUGGAAUGUGAGGAGGAUGAAGUGGCCGCUGGUAGCCCAGAUGCUCCUGUUCAAACUGCUGAACCCUUGCUGGACACGAACUUAGUGAAUGGAGCAGGAGACGAGAGUACCACGGGCCCCGCCUCACCCACAACAAAUGACUGUGAGGGAGAUGCUUCUGACAGCAGCUGCAGGACUCCCAGUGUGGACCCAGCCCUCCCCCUGGAAGAAGAAAGGGCAGACACAGAUGCCACGGCUCAAGAGAAGGAAAACGGGGAAAGCCCUUCGGAACUAGAACAGCUGGACCAGCACCAGGAGGUGAAGGAGACAAAUGAGCAAAAACUUCACAACAUAGCCAACGAACUUUUGCUUACAGAAAGAGCUUACGUCAACCGACUUGACCUCUUAGAUCAGGUAUUUUAUUGCAAACUAUUGGAAGAGGCCAAUCGAGGCUCAUUUCCAGCAGAGAUGGUGAAUAAAAUCUUUUCUAAUAUUUCAUCAAUAAAUGCCUUCCAUAGUAAAUUCCUAUUGCCAGAACUGGAGAAACGAAUGCAAGAAUGGGAAACUACCCCUAGAAUUGGUGACAUCCUCCAGAAAUUGGCACCAUUCCUUAAGAUGUAUGGAGAAUACGUGAAAGGAUUUGAUAACGCAGUGGAAUUGGUUAAAAACAUGACGGAGCGUAUUCCCCAGUUCAAAUCAGUAGUUGAAGAAAUUCAGAAACAGAAGGUCUGUGGGAACUUGACCUUGCAGCACCACAUGCUGGAGCCCGUUCAGCGGAUUCCUCGGUAUGAGAUGCUCCUGAAGGACUACCUGCGGAAAUUGCCCCCUGACUCUCCCGACUGGAAUGAUGCGAAAAAAUCACUGGAAAUUAUAUCUACAGCAGCAAGCCAUUCUAAUAGUGCAAUAAGAAAAAUGGAUAACCUGAAGAAACUCUUAGAGAUUUAUGAAAUGCUGGGGGAAGAGGAAGACAUUGUAAAUCCUUCCAAUGAACUAAUAAAAGAAGGACAGAUCCUUAAACUAGCUGCUCGAAACACAUCAGCACAGGAACGCUACCUUUUGUUAUUCAACAACAUGUUGCUGUACUGUGUGCCAAAAUUCAGCUUGGUGGGCUCCAAAUUCACAGUUCGAACCAGGGUCGGUUUAGAUGGAAUGCAAAUUGUGGAGACUCACAAUGAGGAAUAUCCGCACACUUUCCAGGUAUCUGGGAAAGAGAGAACAUUGGAAUUGCAAGCCAGUUCUGAACAAGACAAAGAAGAAUGGAUCAAGGCCCUUCAAGAGACUAUCGAUGCUUUCCAUCAGAGGUAUGAAACCUUCAGAAAUGCGAUUGCAAAGGAUAAUGACAUUCAGUCAGAGGUUUCCACUGCUGAGCUAGGGAAAAGAGCCCCGAGAUGGAUCCGAGACAAUGAAGUAACGAUGUGUAUGAAAUGCAAAGAGCCUUUUAAUGCACUGACAAGGAGAAGGCAUCAUUGUCGAGCAUGUGGACAUGUGGUUUGUUGGAAGUGUUCUGAUUACAAAGCUCAACUGGAGUAUGAUGGUGGUAAAUUGAGCAAAGUUUGUAAAGACUGUUACCAAAUAAUAAGUGGAUUCGCAGACAGUGAAGAAAAGAAAAAAAAAGGGAUUUUAGAGAUUGAAUCAGCAGAAGUAUCUGGAAACAGUGUGGUGUGCAGCUUUCUUCAGUAUAUGGAGAAGUCAAAACCUUGGCAGAAAGCUUGGUGUGUGAUCCCCAAACAAGACCCUCUUGUGCUGUACAUGUACGGUGCCCCUCAGGAUGUCAGAGCCCAGGCCACCAUUCCACUCCUGGGCUAUAUUGUGGAUGAUAUGCCAAGGAGUGCAGACCUGCCACACAGUUUCAAACUGACCCAGUCCAAGUCUGUGCACAGCUUUGCUGCAGACAGUGAGGAACUGAAACAGAAGUGGCUGAAAAUCAUCUUUCUAGCUGUCACAGGUGAGACACCUGAUGGUCCUAACAACCAUUCAGCUACCUUGGACGAUAACCCUGAACCUAAAUAAAAAUCAGAAUGCUGAACUCCAAGACCAACCACAGUGUGGGGGUCUCAAGAUUCACCGCUCAAGACAUUCCCAGUUCUCCUUACUCAUCUCUUAGCACUUUAUGUUGAAAAGUAUAGACUCAUAAAUGUAUCUGGUUAGGGGACUAUUUUCCUAUGUUUGUGUACUCUGGUGAAAUUAAUGUGCAGAGCCAUUCUACCGGUAAAAGUUGGAAAUAAUGUGAAAAAUUGAGCAUUUUUUAAUGAGCUAUUUCUUGAAUAUGUUCUUUUGUCUUGGAGAAAAUGGUAUCAAUUGAUUAUGUCACUAUCGGGUUAAAAUAGGCCACUUUCACUUAAGAAAUAUUUUAAUGUCUUCUCUUUCACAUGUAGGACUUGUAACAGUUUGAAAGAUAUACCUCCAUGUUGCCAAAAUAGAUCCAUGGUUAGAAAAAUUACAAGGACAGUUUAGGCUGUUGUGUUAACUUAUUUAAUUUAGUGUAUAAAGCUCAAGCUGCAUAAGUAACGUAUGUCCUUUUAAAACAGAAAAAGGACAGAUUGUUGGUGUUCAAACUUUUGACUUAAGAAAAGAUAUUUGUUUUUGUAGAAAUAUUCCUAAAAAAUAAAAUAUCUUACGUAUAUAGCAAUUAUGUAUAUAUAGUAUUAAGUAUAAAUAUAUCUAUAUACUAUACAUGCCUUUCUCUUCAGCUUUAGGUUCAUAUUUGUCUCUAAUUUAUUUUUAAAAUAUAAAGCAUGUUUUAUCUUGGAAUUGGAUGUGUUCUAAACUUAAUGUUUUUGGUGAUAUAUGUUUAACUGAUUGACAGCUAAAGGUAUUGAUAUUUUUAUAAUAAGAAAAAGCAGUAAUUUAUGUGGCAUGGAAUAUAUUAGUGACUUCCAACCGUAUUUUUAAAGUACUAUUUUUUUUUUUGUUCUGUGCCUAUUUAAAACAGUGCCUCUCUUUGAAGGUGCUAAUAAUUUCUAUUUAAAUAUAAGGUGAGGGUUUAAUUAAUGCUUCAGUCUUGCUUACUCAGAUAAAGUGUAUUUUGGUCACCAGAAUGGUCAAAAUCAUACAGGUUGUUUUUCAUUUUAUGAUCCUCUAAUUUGUAUAGCAGUUAAUAUCAGCAUGUACAAAAAUCUUCACAAAAACCUGGAUUGUGCAAAAUACCUGACCUUAAGCAGAACUGGGACAUCAGGAAACUGCAUUUCCUGGACUGUUUUUCUUCUCUAAGACUGUUAAGCAUGGUUAAGUGAGGACUAUAUAAUUAACUAG
Molecule: messenger RNA, 4357 nt
Organism: Eptesicus fuscus (big brown bat)
Lineage: Eukaryota; Metazoa; Chordata; Mammalia; Chiroptera; Vespertilionidae
Gene: FGD4
Product: FYVE, RhoGEF and PH domain containing 4
Exons: 17
Coding region: 308-3115 (935 amino acids)
Biological process (GO): cytoskeleton organization; filopodium assembly
Cellular component (GO): cytoplasm
Molecular function (GO): metal ion binding; guanyl-nucleotide exchange factor activity
Source: RefSeq, a predicted model, not a curated record